Metarhizium acridum CQMa 102 is the source of this 951-nucleotide messenger RNA. RefSeq lists its product as uncharacterized. Lineage: Eukaryota; Fungi; Ascomycota; Sordariomycetes; Hypocreales; Clavicipitaceae. Gene Ontology annotation, cellular component: membrane. Gene Ontology annotation, biological process: lipid metabolic process. The record is from RefSeq and is a predicted model, not a curated record. Gene Ontology annotation, molecular function: oxidoreductase activity, acting on the CH-CH group of donors.
AUGCCCAUCAUCAACCGCCUCCUCCACAUCACCAACUUCAAGUCGCCGCUCCUCCGAACCAUUGUGCCCUCCGUGGGAGCCGCGCUGGCCGUCCAAUUCGCCGCCGGGCUGCCCAGCGUGCUCGCAUCCACAGAACGCUUCUUCGACUUCUCGGGCUCGCUCACCUUUCUCGCCGUCGGCGCACUCAGCUUGUACCUGCCGCACCUGCGAAGCCGCGUGGGAAAUGCGGCGCUGCCCAAGCUAGCCGGCGCGUUUGCCUCGGGCGCCUGGAACUGGAGACAGGUGGCCGUGACGGGCAUGGCAAUGGCGUGGGCUGCCAGAUUAGGGGCGUACCUCUUCCACAGAAUCAGCCAGGAGGGCCACGACGCGCGCUUCGACACGGUGCGCACGAAACCGCUGCGCUUCGCCUUCGCCUUCUUCAUGCAGGCCGUCUGGGUGUCGGUCAUGCUCAUGCCCGUCAUGGCGGUGAAUGCCGUCCCCGCUGCGGCGUUUGCGGCCGUGCCCCGGCUCACCGUUACCGAUGUGUUGGGCAUCGGUGUCUGGACGGGCGGCAUCGCGCUGGAGACGGCUGCGGAUGCGCAGAAGAGCAGGUGGGCGGAGGGGCGGAGGAAGAAGGAGCACGACGAGCCGUUCCUGAAGACGGGCUUGUUUGGCAUGUGUCGCUUUCCGCAUUACUUUGGCGAAAUCUCCCUGUGGACGGGCCUGGCGACUACGUGCGCCGGUGUGCUUGCUCUGAAACCCGUUCAGUUGGCUCUCGGGUUCCGUACGCCGGCUGGGAUUGUUGCCACGACGGCCUUGUCCUUUGUUGCGCCUGCGUUUUCGGGUCUAUUGGUUACCAGGGUUUCCGGUAUUCCGUUGACCGAGGCGCGACACGAUGAAAAGUACGGCGGAAGAGCAGAUUAUCAGGAGUGGAAGAGAAACACGCCAAAGCUCGUGCCGAAGUUAUGGUAG